AUGGUGGUGAGUCAUACUCCUCCUAUGAGCAAGCAAGAUCACUCUAUUUUGGAUCACCUUAACGACGAUGGGGUGCCUUUUUACGAGGCUUUUGCUCAUAACUAUCGGUUGGAAGAUGUUGUUAGAAAGCCUGCAGAUGUCAAUAAAAAAUUCCUCCCAAUUACUGUUGAAGAUGGAUCAUUACUGCCUGAUUCAGCCUUAUAUCCCCUGCUUGUUCAAGUCACUUUUUUUGAGUGUGGAGGUAUGGCUAUUGGUAUAUGUGCUUCUCAUAAAAUUGCUGAUCGUGCCACGUUGUGCACCCUCAUCAGCGCCUGGUCAACAAUUGCUCGAGGUAGCCCCGAUUAUCUGGUGCCAGAAUUUGUUGCAGCUGCUAAAUUCUUGCCACCACCAAUUCCCCAUGUUCUAUCCAAGCCUAUUAUGCCUGAAGUACUAAUCAAAGUCUUUUUUGAUAAGCAACGUGUCACUAAAUUUUUUGCCUUUGAUGCUUCUACUAUAGCAUCACUCAAGGCUAAGGCUGUCAGCGAUUCAGUACAAGGCCUACUCGCGUUGAAGUAG
Messenger RNA from Nicotiana attenuata, 555 nucleotides. Its product is annotated as vinorine synthase-like. The coding region runs from base 1 to 555 and encodes 184 amino acids. The record is from RefSeq and is a predicted model, not a curated record. NCBI's taxonomy places the organism in Eukaryota, Viridiplantae, Streptophyta, Magnoliopsida, Solanales, Solanaceae. The transcript has a single exon.